AGACGAAGGCAUCACUUUAAAUACUGUUGCUUUUAUUUCAACUGGACCACUGUGACAACUAGAAAAGCUCCUGUGACAAAAUUCAAGGAAAUCUGAUAUAAAUGAGUAACAACUCGACAUGCAUUCAACCAUCCAUGAUUUCUACCACAGCUUUACCGAUCACUUAUGUCUUUUUGUGUGUUGUUGGUCUCUUUGGAAACUCACUUGCUCAGUGGGUAUUUCUAACAAAAAUAGGUAAGAAAACGUCAACGCAUGUCUACCUGGCAAAUCUUGUGACUGCAAACUUACUUGUGUGCACUGCCAUGCCUUUCAUGGGUAUCUAUUUCUUGAAGGGUUUCUAUUGGAAAUAUCAAUCUGUACAAUGCAGACUGGUCAAUUUUUUGGGAACCCUAUCAAUGCAUGUGAGUAUGUUUGUCAGCCUCUUAAUAUUAAGCUGGAUUGCCAUAAGCCGUUAUGCUACCUUAAUGAAAAAGGAAUCCAUGCAAGAGGCCACCACCUCAUGCUAUGAGAGAAUGUUCUAUGGUCACUUACUAAAAAGAUUUCGCCAGCCCAACUUUGCCAGAAAAAUGUGCACUUACAUAUGGGGAGUUGUGCUGAUCAUAAUUAUUCCUGUUAUCCUAUACUACUCAGUUGUGGAGGCUACAGAAGAAGGAGAAAGACAGUGCUACAAUCGGCAGAUGGAACUGGGAGCCAGGAUCUCUCAGAUUGCAGGUCUCAUUGGAACCACAUUUAUUGGAUUCUCAUUUUUAGUAGUAGUAACGUCAUACUAUUCUUUUGUCAGCCAUCUGAGAAGAGUAAGGACCUGCACCUCCAUUACAGAGAGAGAUUUGACCUACAGAUCUGUGAAAAGGCAUCUUUUGAUCAUCCAGGUCCUCUUAGUAGUUUGCUUUCUUCCAUAUAGUAUUUUUAAACCCAUUUUUUAUGUUCUGCACCAGAGAGGAGACUGUCAGCAGCUGAAUUAUUUAAUAGAAGCAAAAAAUAUCCUCACUUGUCUUGCGUCAGCCAGAAGUAGUACAGAUCCCAUUAUAUUUCUUUUAUUAGAUAAAACAUUCAAGAAGACACUAUAUAAUCUCUUUACAAAAUCUUAAUUCACCACAUAUGCUACCAUAUGGUUGACUUUUGAAUGGAAACCACCACAAAAUAGAAAAACAUUCAUGUGACUCUAUUAGUGACAUUAAAUUAAUUGAUGAAAAUGUCACAGCUUGGUUGACAAUGGGCACUAGCAAACCUCUUUGGGUUUUAUAAAUAAAUAAAGGCAUAAAAUUGGACGUACAGUUCUAUUUAUACUGAAAGUCAAGAUGACAGAGACUUCCAGAAGCAAGUCAAGUAUACCACAAGAAUUCCACUGUGUAUGAAAUCAAACUCUUUUUUUGUUUUCAGUCAAUUGUGAAUCUUCUGUCCAAUAUACAAUAUUUUAUGACUUGAAGGAUAAAGAAGCAAAAGGCUUAUAGGUGUGCCUGCUUUCUAACUGAAUACAUGGACUCAUCUACGGUUAAAUUUUAUUCUGUUGCUAACCUAAAAAAAAAUUAGAAAUGUUAAGUACUGGAAAAAUUCAACCAGUAAGAAACAUCUUCAUUUAAAUCCUAUCUAACUGUAUGAAUAAUGCAUUGUAAAGUAAAUUUGGUAUUAUCUGGCUCAUUUUACUGGGAAAGGCAUAUUCAAUGAUUCUAAUAUUUAAUAAAUAGAUUUCACUUACAAAUAUGCUUAAACAUUUGAAUUACGAUUUGUCAAAAUAAAAAGCAAUAUAAUAUAUAAUUAUAUGCCCAUCUUCAUGCUAUUUUCAUAUAUUUCCAAUAUAAAUAACGAUGUUAUUAUUAAUGACAGUACCUGCUAUAUAGUUAUGUUCAAUUAAUUUCUGUAAACUAAAUGAAUGAAUGGUAAAGAAGUGUAAUCUUGUUACAUAAAAGACUAGCCUUUGGCCGGGCGGUGGUGGCGCACGCCUUUAAUCCCAGCACUCGGGAGGCAGAGGCAGGCGGAUCUCCGUGAGUUUGAGGCCAGCCUGGGCUACCAAGUGAGUUCCAGGAAAGGCGCAAAGCUACAGAGAAACCCUGUCUCGAAAAAACCAAAAAAAAAAAAAAAAAAAAAAGACUAGCCUUUGGUUAAACUCUCUGGUUCAGUACUGGCUCAAUCUCUUAUUUAGCUGGACAUGUUAAUUUCCUUAAUCAUGGAGCAGAAAAUAUGACCCAACUCAUAUCAUUACUAUUAAAUCAGAUACUGCUACUAUGGUGAGCUAGUAGCUAGUCAGCACUUGUUGUAUGCUAGGUCCUCUGUGUGUGUGCUUCAUGAGCAGAAUGUUAAUCAUCACAACCAUAAAGCAUGUUAAUGUACUUACUGAUGAAAAAACCCAGAUGCAUAGUUAAGAGGUCAUCUCAAUUCCUCCAGUAUAUACAUAUAUUUAAGAAGUAGUUAUUUCUUAGUGAUAAUUUCUUUCAUGUAAUCUCGCCAA
Molecule: messenger RNA, 2446 nt
Organism: Peromyscus maniculatus bairdii (prairie deer mouse)
Lineage: Eukaryota; Metazoa; Chordata; Mammalia; Rodentia; Cricetidae
Gene: Gpr82
Product: G protein-coupled receptor 82
Biological process (GO): G protein-coupled receptor signaling pathway
Cellular component (GO): membrane
Molecular function (GO): G protein-coupled receptor activity
Source: RefSeq, a predicted model, not a curated record